Messenger RNA from Mytilus trossulus (common blue mussel), 1021 nucleotides. RefSeq names its product galactoside alpha-(1,2)-fucosyltransferase 2-like. Bases 23 to 1021 code for a protein of 332 amino acids. The record is from RefSeq and is a predicted model, not a curated record. Gene Ontology annotation, cellular component: membrane. The transcript has 3 exons. Gene Ontology annotation, molecular function: galactoside 2-alpha-L-fucosyltransferase activity. Lineage: Eukaryota; Metazoa; Mollusca; Bivalvia; Mytilida; Mytilidae. Gene Ontology annotation, biological process: carbohydrate metabolic process.
UACAGGAAACAGUUCAAUAUCAAUGACAGAAAAGACACAGCCUCUAAAGCAGAAGUUGCUUUAUUUAGCUCCAUGUAUUCUGUUACUAUUUUCCGUCUACGCUCUUCUCAGACAACUCUUUGUUAGAUCUACAGAAACAAAUUUACCAGUUCCUUUAUUCAGUAAUAAAAUGGUAUCAACAUAUGAUUAUAGAGUUACAGAAAAAAAGAAAGGGUCAAUAUGUCCUAUUUUACAAGCUGGUCUCGGAAAUAGACUGUUUCAAUUUUCUACAUCGUUUGCUGUUGCUAGAAAUAAACAAAUGGAGCUUAUCAUACCUUUCGAUGCUGACAUCCGAAAAGUGUUUCAAAUUAAUGUGACAUUCACUAAAUCAAAAGGAUUAUGUAAGGGAUUUCGAAAAGUGUUAGAUAAAGCGCAUGCAACUUACGACAAAAGUUUACUAAAUUUUAGUUCUACAGAUAAUAUUCAACUUGGAACUGGACUUCAGUCUUGGAAAUAUUUCGACAUGUAUGAUAGGCAGAUACGGAAGCAAUUAACAUUUCGAAAGAAUAUACAGAAUAUUGCAGAUCAGACGAUUUUAGAAAUACUACAGAGACGAAAUAUUAAGUCACGCAAAAGUAUUACUAUGGUAGGAGUUCAUAUAAGAAGAGGGGAUAAAGUUGGAAACCACGAUGGAUUCAACAUUGCUACACCCGAGUAUUUAAAUAGAUCUGUUAGUUAUUACGCUAACAAGUAUGCAAAUGUAUUAUUUCUAGUUAUAUCAGAUGGCAUGGCUUGGUCUAAAAAUAAUAUGCCUUCUCAUGUUCCUGUAGAAUAUAUAUCUUUAGGUAAACGAGAGUUUGAUAUGGCAAGUGUCGUUGCUUGUGACCAUACAAUCAUGACAAUAGGAACAUUUGGCUGGUGGAUCGGUUACUUGACUGGUGGCGAAGUAGUGUACGUAAAAGAUGCUGCCAAAAAGGGUUCACGAUUUGAACGCAUACUUAAUUCUGAAGACCAUUUCUAUCCACUGUGGGUAGGACUUUAA